ACAGAGCAUUACCUUCCGGGUUUUCAACCUCGGAAAUAGUAUUCGCUAGCUGGAAAAAAGGCGGAUCCCUCUUUCCCUAUCGUCUCUUUGAAACUUUCUUUUAAAUUAGAAUAUCAAUAAAACGCACCGCGCCAUUUAUUGACAGCUGCUGUCCGCUAGCCGCUGCUAAUAAGCACAGUUCGGCCGGCUUAAAUAUACCGCUUGUCGGCCGUCCCGCUAGCUGCGUCGCGCCGAAGGUGAGAGAGUGGGAGGUUGGGGGAAAAGCAAACGAGGUUGAAGUUAACUGGUUAGGUAGGUGAGUUAGUUUGCGUUUUGGGUUAGGGACGCGCUGGCGCACUGAGCUGGGAUAACGACAGGGGGAGAGGAACAAAAAUGGGCGAUAAGGAAUUAAUGUGGGCCUUGAAAAACGGCGACCUGGACGAGGUGAAGAAUUUGCUGGUGAAGGACGAGGAUGUGAACAGGACACUGGAAGGGGGCAGGAAGCCAUUGCACUAUGCUGCUGACUGCGGCCAGGGAGACGUGGUGGAGUUUCUUCUCUCCAAGGGCGCGGAUGUUAAUGCCCCCGACAAACAUGGCAUCACUCCUCUCCUCUCUGCGACCUAUGAGGGGCACCUUGCCUGUGUCAGGAUCCUCCUAGAAAAGGGAGCCGACAAGAACCGGAAAGGACCAGACGGUCUGAGCGCCUUCGAGGCGGCGGAAAGCGACGCGAUCAAAGCUCUUCUCAAGUGAGCAGGACCGACGGACAGACAGACGCACUGAUCCCUGACAGACAGGACAGACGGAGCCCUUUCCUUUGUCUUUUCUCUGCUUUGCCUGGUUGUGGGUUUUGUUUGUUGGGCUUUUUUUUUUUUUUGAGGGGGGUGUUUCCUCUCCUCCUGUCUCCAAUUCUGUAAUUGGCCAAUGGAACCAAUACGUUAUGUCUCCCUUAAGGACCAAUCGCUGAGCGGCAACGCACUGCGUCUGGGACUUGAGUACCACAAUAUAAAAACAGAUUUGCUCUUAGACUAGUAUGGCAGGUUAGUGCUUCAGCAUCUACUGGUUUGUGUAAUUCAUUGACCACUCUUAUAAUGCAAGACGAGUUAGACUUUGAUUUUUGUUUUGGUUUUUUUUUUUCACUUUUUUUUUUUUUUAAGAAACUUGAAUACUUGUUCUAUCAGUCAGUCAGUCAACAGUAGUUCUAGUAACUAGGAAUCACUUGAAGUCUGUUUGCGGCCCUUUUCCCCCCCAGUUCAGGGGCUAUGCUCUGUGGGCAUUGUUUGCUGGGGGAGGGGGGGAGGGGAAUGCUCAGCUGAGGGUGGGGAGCCCCCCCCAUUUCCAUUAACCACAUCAACUUUAUAACUGCUGGUGGAAAAAAACAGCAGUUCUUUAGGAGAGUCAGAUCUUGAGUUUUUUUUUCCUCCCGAAAUACUGAAUUUGAAUGUGUAAUUACCCAGUUUUUCAAACGUAUUGAUAAACUACAGAUGUCUGUGACCUUGCGAGAAAUCUAAGGAUUCCUGUGUGAUGAGUAGCACAGAAAGUGGGUUUUUUCCAAGUGGAGUGACACUUUUUUCCCUUUAAUUUAAUUAUUUUUUAUUAAGCAUACAAAGUGCCUGUUUGUCAUACCCUCUACCCCCAUGACGGAAGUGUGAUUUGACGCUGAGCGCAGGCUAAUAGGGCAGAGUUGUUUGGUGUGGUGUGUGGAUUAAGAAUGAUGCCCGCCCCGCCUCCUCCCCAGUAGGAUCCCUUGCUCUGGGUUUGAUUAGCUCCCCUGCUGGUUCCUGCUGCAUGGCAGACGAGCUUCUGCUUCUUUUAGGCUCUUAGAAAUGUUUGCUUUUCUCUCUUGGUUGCUUUCGAGAAAAAAAAAUGUAAAAAAAAAAAAAAAAAAAACGCUUUAU
Brienomyrus brachyistius is the source of this 1874-nucleotide messenger RNA. It is a transcript of the gene mtpn, whose product is annotated as myotrophin. Bases 373 to 729 code for a protein of 118 amino acids. NCBI's taxonomy places the organism in Eukaryota, Metazoa, Chordata, Actinopteri, Osteoglossiformes, Mormyridae. Gene Ontology annotation, biological process: regulation of barbed-end actin filament capping. The transcript has 4 exons. Gene Ontology annotation, cellular component: nucleus; cytoplasm. Gene Ontology annotation, molecular function: protein binding. The record is from RefSeq and is a predicted model, not a curated record.